Miscanthus lutarioriparius is the source of this 1350-nucleotide messenger RNA. NCBI's taxonomy places the organism in Eukaryota, Viridiplantae, Streptophyta, Magnoliopsida, Poales, Poaceae. The record is from the annotation of a GenBank genome assembly.
AUGGCGGCGGCUCUCCAGGCACAGCGCCUCUUCCUGACGGCCUCCACCUCCUCGUCCUCGCCACUCACGACGCGGCCGCCGCGCCGGACCACCGCUGCCGCCCCCUGCCGCGCCGGCCUGCGCGUGCCGUCCGGCGUCCAGACAACAACCGCGUCGUCGUCGUCCAUCCCGGCGGACGGCGGCCUCGGCGGCAUCGAGCUGGACUGGAUCGACGUCACCACCAGCACCAGCAGCAUCGGCUCCCCCCCCGCCGACCGCAACACGGCGGUCGACAAGCUCCGCGCGGUGGCAGAGGCCGCGGCGGACCGCGCGGAGAUGCACGACAUCAUCGGGCGGCAGCGGGACAACUGGAACCACCUGCUGCUCCACUCCACCAACUCGCUGACGCUGGCGGCCUCCGUGAUGGCCGCGCUGGCGCCCGCCGCGCCGGCCACCGUGGCCGCGCUCAAGGCCUCGGCGGGUGUCCUCCUCGCCACGGCCGCCGUCACCAUGGCCGCCGUCAACAGGGUGCAGCCGUCGCAGCUCGCCGAGGAGCAGCGCAACGCCACGCGCCUCUGGAGGCAGCUGGAGCGCGACGUCCGCGCCACGCUGGAGCUGCGGCACGCCGCGGAGCUGACCCAGGCCGACGUGCAGGACGCCAUGGACAGGGUGCUGGCGCUGGACGCCGCGUACCCGCUGCCGCUGCUCCCGGGGAUGCUGGAGAAGUUCCCCAAGGCCGUGGAGCCCGCGCGGUGGUGGCCGCGCCGCCGCCCGCACCAGCAGCCGAAGAGCAGCAGCAGCACCACCCGGUCCAGGAGCUUCGGCCGCCACAGCGUCAAUACCAAGACCACCACCGGCAACGGGUGGAGCCAGGAGCUGGAGGAGGAGAUGCGCGGCCUGCUGCGCGUGCUUCGAGCCAAGGACGAGCACCAGUACCUAACGGUGGGGAAGCUGGUCCUGUCCAUCAACCGCGGCCUCGCCGUGGCGGGGCCCGCGCUGGCCGGCACCGCCGCGGUAGCCGCAGCCUUCAUCGGGACCGGCGACGGCGCUUCAUCUGCCUGGGCGUCCGGCGCCGCGGCGGCGUGCGGCGCGCUGGCGGCCUGCGUGAACACGGUGGAGCACGGGGCGCAGCUGGGCAUGCUGUUCGAGCUGCUGCGCAACUGCGCCGGGUUCUACCGCAAGGUGCAGGAGGACAUCGAGGCGGCGCUGGGGGAGGCCGACGUGGAGCGGAGGGAGAACGGGGAGGUGUUCCGGACCAAGGUCGCGCUGUUACUGGGACGGGACGCGGCGGAGCUCCGGCAGUUCAGAAGGAUGGCGUCGGCGUCGGUGAAGGAUGACGAUAUCAAGGACUACGCCGGGAAGAUUUUCUGA